UUAGUUAACAAUGUAUUACAGGCAUUUAAUUGCUCUCGUUUUGUUUGCAGUCGCAGCAGUUGCAUCGCAGGAUCUGGUCGAACCUCUUGUUUGCAAUGGCGAAUCCAAUGGACGCAUUGUUAAUGGCAAUGCGGCUGUACCAAAACAAAUCCCCUACCAAGUUGGCUUAAUUAUAUACAUUGGUAAUUCAAAAUACUGGUGUGGUGGCUCUUUAAUUUCCAACAUUUACGUAGCAACUGCUGGUCACUGUGCAAAAGGCGCUUUUAAAGCUAUUGUAUUACUGGGAGCCACCAAUAUCGAUGAUCCGAAUGAAGUGGGCCAAAUACGAAUUACAGUCAAUGAAGCUAGCUUCAUUGUACAUGAAGAUUAUGAUGAGGCUACUCUAGAUAAUGAUAUUGCCCUUAUUCGAUUAACGGAAGCAGUCGUCUACAACGAAUAUAUUAGCAAUAUAAAGUUACCCAAAAAUGUUGGACCCUACCCAUCGUAUGCAGGUGAAAUGGCUAGAAUAUCUGGAUGGGGCAAAGAAAGUAGUGCUGCCACAAAUAUAACGAAUAUUCUUCGUUACGCUGAUGUUUGCAUUCAACCAAAUUUCAUCUGUUACAUACAAUAUUUCGGAUCUAUUAAAUCAACAAAUAUAUGUGCUUAUGGUUUACUUUUGAAAGCAACAUGUAAUGGGGAUUCUGGUGGUCCUUUAGCCUUUAAGGUUGGCGAUGAUUAUGUUCUAAUUGGGAUUGUAUCAUUCGGAUUCGUACUUGGUUGUGAUAGAGGAUGGUCAUCAGGAUUUACCCGUGUAACUUCAUACAUGCCAUGGAUAUAUUCAAAAACAGGGAUUAUAAGCCCAUAGUGGAGUUCAUAUAAUAUUUAUUAUUACUAAUAAAUGAAAUUUUCACAAAAUAAAAAAAACACUUUGUAACUCAAAAUGUAUCUAUGAAUUUUCCAAAUAAAAUAUUAAAAACAACAAUAAA
Molecule: messenger RNA, 965 nt
Organism: Calliphora vicina (urban bluebottle blowfly)
Lineage: Eukaryota; Metazoa; Arthropoda; Insecta; Diptera; Calliphoridae
Product: brachyurin-like
Exons: 1
Coding region: 11-844 (277 amino acids)
Biological process (GO): proteolysis
Molecular function (GO): serine-type endopeptidase activity
Source: RefSeq, a predicted model, not a curated record